Molecule: messenger RNA, 1429 nt
Organism: Trichoplusia ni (cabbage looper)
Lineage: Eukaryota; Metazoa; Arthropoda; Insecta; Lepidoptera; Noctuidae
Product: carbonyl reductase [NADPH] 1-like
Exons: 1
Coding region: 156-989 (277 amino acids)
Molecular function (GO): carbonyl reductase (NADPH) activity
Source: RefSeq, a predicted model, not a curated record
UUGGUUCGCUCUUUCGCAGUCACGAAAUGUCAAAUGAGUGUCAAAAAUGACCGGAAAAGAGAAAUGUCACUAGGCGCAUUGAUAAAAUAAAUAUUUAUUUUUACAAAGUAAACGUAGUAUUUUCUACGUAAUUAAAAUUAAGUUUCUAAAUUUAUAUGUACAAAAUGGAAACCAAAGUAGCAAUAGUGACUGGUGGCAACAGAGGCAUAGGAUUUGAAAUCGUGAAAGGGCUGUGCCAAAAGUUUGAUGGUGCUGUGUACCUAACGGCUAGAAAUGAAGAAAGAGGGCGACAAGCUGUUAAGAAAUUGCAAGAUAUUGGAUUAAAACCUCUAUUUCAUAUAUUGGAUGUCACAUGCGAAAAAAGUAUUCAAGACUUGGCUGCACACAUUUCUACACAUCACUCGGGCAUAGAUGUUUUGGUAAACAACGCCGGCAUUCUAGACUUCGACAAGUCUAUAUCAUCACACGAAGACGCCAAAAAACUCAUCGAUACAAACUUUAUGAGUUUGCUGACGAUAUCAAAGAUAUUGUACCCACUUCUAUCAAAUACCGCCAGAAUAAUUAAUAUAAGCAGUGAUUGGGGGCUACUUUCUAAUAUACGUAAACAAAUAUGGCUUGACACUUUGGUUAAGGAAGAUCUCACAGUUGAAGAAAUAUUAGCAUUUGUAAAUGAAUUUUUGUUGGCAGCCAAAAAUGGUAGAAGCUCAUUUGUAUCCAUUGCGGGCCAUUUUGGAGAUUAUAAAGUGUCAAAAGUAGCCAUGUCAGCUCUAACAUUUGUGCAACAGAGACAGUUCAUUGCACAAGGCAAAGAUGUAUCUAUAAAUUGUGUCCACCCUGGAUUUGUUAUGACAGAUAUGACAAAGGGUAUGGGUGACUUCACUCCGGAGAGGGGUGCAAGAGCACCUCUAUACUUAGCACUAGAAGCACCACAGUCACUUAAAGGAGCUUUCAUUUGGCAUGACUGUCAUCAUGUUAACUGGGAUGACUAAGGAUGUAAUGGCUUUAUAAAUUGUUAGUGUUACAACCAUGUUAAUCCUGUGAUAUCAGUGUCACAUGCACUUUAAACAAAAAUACAUAAUUUCCUUUAGUGAAACAUUUUUCAUUUGUUACAUAUUAAAGUUUUUUAUAUAUUGUGUACUUAUAUUUUUUCAAUGGAGGUUGUGAAUUGUUUAAUUUACAGUGUCUGUGUUUAUAGUUGGCCUAAUUGAAACAUUUAUGUGUACAUGUUGUCUAGAAUUGCCAUUUCAUGUCUAAAUUAAUAUGUUCUUAGUUUGAGUUGUUAGUCUUAAAGUCCUCGAGUUAAAAGUAAAAGUUUAUACAAAAAUGUCUGUUAUGCUACAGAAUAAAUCCCUUUGCUACCAUCAUCUAUUAAAUAGUGUACCUACUUUAAAAUAUUAUUUCAUAAAAAAUAAACUAAGUUUAUAAGACA